CCCUCCUCUCCCUCCACCAUCACGACAGUCAUGGCCGCGAUUGCAGAGGUACAUGACGAGCCGCAACUCGAUAGCUUCAUUCCGCUGUCGCAGUACGAGGCGCAGACGCCCGGCACAUUCUUUGACGGCAAACCGGUGCUCCAUUUCUACGCCUGCAAAACGUACAUCACCCUGCCCCUCGUCGCGCAACAGAAACACCGCGCCCUCGCGAACCUGACGCAUCCGGUCGAAUCUGCGGCGCCUCAGGAAGGCAACACGAGAAUUGACGACAUUGACGUGUGGGUGACGGACAAAUGCCUGACUCUGUACUCCAAGACAACCAAUGGCGGCUGUCACAUUCCAUAUCCUGCCAUCACGAUCACCGCCGUGGAUGGCGCGGCUGUUCUUCUCGAGCUGAACCUCUCCGAUUCGAACACCACUGCAGACGACGACAUUGAGUAUUUUCAACUCAAAAUCUUCCCCACCAAUGUCGAGCACGGCACCGACUUGGAGCAGAAGACGGCGAGCAUGGCGAAUGGCACGAAUGGCACCACACCGAGUAAUGAGAUGCUCACUGCAGGGUUAUUCAAAGCUAUUGCGGACUGUCAGGAACUCAACCCUGACCCGCCGGGACCAGGUGAAGAAGAUGGCGAUGCGGGCGAGGCUGCGUUCGACGAAACUGCUCCGGGCGCGACAGGGUGGAUUACGAGCGAGAAUAUGGACCAGUUCGUGGACGCUGAUGGAAACUUCAGAAUGCCAGAGGGAGUGACUUUUGUUGGCGGCGAAGAGGAGGAGGCGCAGGAUGAGGAGGACGACAAGGAUGGCACGAUACAGAAUGGCGUCCAAGAGCCGCUCGGUCAAGGUGCUGGUAGGACACGAACCGCGACCGAGGCAGGCGUGGAGAGGGAGGACGAGAGCAAGUGGAGGGCUACUUGAGGACCACAGGCCGGAUAGAAGAGCAGCACCGAGGCGCGCGCGAGUGAUGCCGGCACUGCUGAAGAUUGGCGAAGAUGCAGCUUACCCUGCGGGCCUGCAUGCCAGCGCAAAAGGAUCACAGGAGCUUAGAAGAAGCCGCUGAUCUGUGCAUGAGCACUUGAUUGCCGAUCCAAUUUUGGGCGUCUCAAAUGAGUGCCAGAUCCACAGGACCCUGAUAGUGAUUCAUAAUUACUGUAUUUGGGACCUCCAGACUGGCUGGCCAGCCCCGACGUAGCAUCCUCCUUCGAGUCCGAAACGCUUGUCGGUCAACCUAUCAGACGACCGUCGUCAUAUGGAGAAGAGUGGGAGUAGUAUAUGGCAGCAACGAACGCCUGAUUCUCUGAUUCUCUGAUUAUAAGCUUUGAACACCCCAGGCUAGUUGAAUUGGGUGAUAGGCGUAACUCGAGGAUUCGAUAGAGCACGAGUGUUGCGCAAGAGUUGAGUGGGACCUAGACAU
Sphaerulina musiva SO2202 is the source of this 1411-nucleotide messenger RNA. RefSeq lists its product as uncharacterized. Gene Ontology annotation, biological process: mRNA cis splicing, via spliceosome. Gene Ontology annotation, cellular component: cytosol; spliceosomal complex. The transcript has a single exon. The record is from RefSeq and is a predicted model, not a curated record. NCBI's taxonomy places the organism in Eukaryota, Fungi, Ascomycota, Dothideomycetes, Mycosphaerellales, Mycosphaerellaceae. The coding region runs from base 31 to 915 and encodes 294 amino acids.